AGAAUACAAUUAAAAGAGACUAAUUGUGUUGCUUUUUUUUACCAAGACGACCUAGAUCAAAGCAGAAAUAGCUAUAAAAGUGCCCCUUGCUGCGUAUAUUGCGAAAAAAAGAGCACAUUUAAACACAAAAUGGACGAUCUAAUUGCAACUUUUCUUGCUGUGACCGGGACUGAGGAUGACGCCACCGCUAAGCAAUACCUUGAGCUCACCAAUAAUGAUCUUGAGUAUGCGGUGACGUUGUACAUGGAGGCCGGUCACCCCUCUGGUGGAUCUGGUGGAUCUGGUGGAUCUGGUGGAGCCGCUGGAGGCGCUACAGGUGGAGGUGGUGGCGCGGGGGACUUUGAAUCUGACGAGGCAGUGGCUCAACGACUCCAAAAUGAAGCCUAUGGAGAAGCCCAAGAAGUAAGAGCCGCCGACACUAACAUCCAUAGACACGAGACUCUCUUGGACUCGUUUGGCCCGCCGGUGAUGCCACGUGUUCCUCGGGAAUCAGACAUGUUUGGCUCGGGUCGUGUGGGGAUCUUCAACCAGCGAUUCGACUUGGAUGGCAAUUCCCAACUGUACUACGAUGAAGAUGAUGACGAUGAUGAGGAUGACGAAGAGGAGGACCACGACUACAUGGACUACGGCUACCUGACCACCAACAUGAACGUGCACAACGUGAACGGAGCCGACGACGACGACGACGACGAUUCUGGCGACUCCGUCAUGAUCAUUGGCAGUGAUGGAGAGGUCGAGGAACCACAACAACGUACAAGCCGGUCACGGGUACAAUCCAGGCGCCGUGGGAACCGGUCAAACCGCAUGUCCGAGUUGACCUCCACCCAACAAAGACUUGCCAAUCUCUUCCGUCCUCCGUUCGAUAUCAUGUCGAGAAUCGACAUCGAUUCCGCCAAAUUGGAGGGCCGUAGAUCCCAUAAAUGGCUCUUGGUGAACAUCCAGGACGCUACUGAGUUCACCUGUCAGGUUCUUAACCGGGACUUUUGGUCGCUGUCGCGUGUAAAGACCGCCGUUCGUGAAAACUUUGUCUUUCUCCAGUACCAGAACGAUUCCCCCAACGGCUACAACUACACAAACUUUUAUGCCACCGACAAGUUCCCGCACAUUGCCAUCUUGGACCCCAUGACCGGGGAACGGGUUUACCGGUGGACAGACGGAGAAGUGCCCUCAGUAGACCAAUGGCUUGCCGAUGUCGAGAAGUUCCUUGAACAAUUUUCUCUCCAUCCCAACUCAACCAAUCCUAUCGUCCGUCAUGAGGUCAAGUUCGACCCGGACUCGCUCACCGAGGAACAACAGAUUGAAUUCGCCAUGAAGCAGUCGGUCAUGGAGAAUUCGGGACAAAGUGCCGAUGACCCAAUCUCCAUUGAUGGAGGUGAUGGCUCCGCUACUCCCGCUCCAGCGGUGGAGACUGCCCCUGCUGCUCCACGCGACCCAUUCCUCGAGAUCCAGCCAAAAGAUCAUGACGAGCCAGCUGCAAACACCACCAGAGUGCAAGUUCGGUUCCCCAACGGGAAGAGACUCAUCCACAAGUUUGACGUUGACGUUGACACGGUGGGAACGUUGUACCAAUGGCUCAAACAUGUCAUCUCCACCGAUGUCCUGUACGAUUUGGCCGCCGAUGACCGGUUCAACAUCUCCAGUGCGCUGAACAAGUCGGGUAAGGCUCUUCUUGAUCUCUUGGACGUAUCCAUUUCAGACGCAGGGUUAAAGAAUGCCAGUAUCUUAUUGGAGAAGGAAUAAGAUUUAUAGAACGAGGCCGUAAGAGUCUCACCCGUGGUGGUCACUGAGCCAGGAGAUAUACCUGGUGUAAUGACGGGGCUUGAUGAAGCCUUCUGGACACACACUCUUCCCUACUGGGAUUUGCGAGCCGCUGCGCUGGCACUCCGUGGGCCGCUAGCCGUGGGGGCCUUCUUCAUCUAGCGAGGAAUAAACCACACGUAGGUCACCUCGUCAGAGGAGCCAGGCUCCACGCUAGUGGCCCUCCCCGGGAAGGGGCCAGCGGAGCGUCCUACAAACUCCGUAGGGUGAUGGCGACUCCUUGCCCUGCGGUGCCGCAAGCCGCUCCGCUGGCACUCCGUGUGCCACUAGCCGUGGGGACCCUUCUUCCUCUGCCGAGGUACGAUAGAGAUCUACAGGUGACUCCUCGUAGAGAAGCAAGGACUCACGCAGUGGCUCUCCCCGAGCAGGGGCCAGCGGAGCGACUUACAGACCCCGACCACCGCCUGCCCUACGUGAUUGUGGGGGUAGAGAGAGGAGGAUGUCUACAUAUGUAUUUAACUUUUAAUAUAUCAAUUUAUUUUAUGCUAUGUAAAC
Messenger RNA from [Candida] anglica, 2313 nucleotides. NCBI's taxonomy places the organism in Eukaryota, Fungi, Ascomycota, Pichiomycetes, Serinales, Debaryomycetaceae. The record is from the annotation of a GenBank genome assembly.